CGCGAUCGGAGGAAGAGGCACAAGUUUUCGCAAUAUAGGACUGCCCAAUUUCCCGAACACGCUCAGAGAUGUCUCUGCGUGAGUCCAGACACACCCCCUGUCUCCCUGUGACAGGAGUGGCCUGGGCCUCAAAUGGCAGCACCUGCCCAAGGAACUUCACAUUGAUCAGUGCGACCCACGAUGGCUCGACGGCCAACUUUGUCCGUGGGUUUGGGAUGAAGUCAGGAUAUUUCCUGUGCUACAGCACAAACGCAGUGGAAGGGAAGGUGGUGUCGGACAUCCAGGUGAUCUCGGACAAGGAGCCCAUCCCUCACGGGUAUUCCUACAUACCUGAGUACCUGGAGCCCAAGGCCUCUGUGUGGAAGAAGAAGCGUGUGUGCGCUCGUAUCGUUCCUCUGGACAGUGCGGAGUCGGCUGUGCUGGACAUCAAGCUGACCGCCAAGAGCAAAGUGGUUCUGCAACACUAUACCUGCCUGGGAGAUAUCCAUGGUUACGUGCUUUGGUGUAAGAAGGGUCCUUUCUCCAAACCCACGCCGCAGGCCAAACCCCGCAGCAUUAGCCUGGAUAUCCGAAAGCUUUCCCUGGAUGAGCCAUCGCCGCCAUGUCCCCUCAGACCCAGUAACGGUCCUCUUGUGCCACUGGGUGUGAAACUUAGUCAUCGCCGUAGUAACCUGGAUAACAAAGCCUCUGUGGAGGGCGUCCAUGAAAGCAUCAGCAUGUACAGCAUUACAGCCAUUGAUGGAAUCCCCUUUGUCCUGGACCCUAAAUUUGAGGCACCACCCCAUGGCACGGUACCUUCAGACACUCUGAGCAACAUUCGUAUAAAGUCAAUACAAGAUAUCGAGAAUGAAUAUAACUACACCUUCGCAGUGGAGGAGAGAGCUGCCAGAAGAGCUCCGCUCAGGACCUCCCUCUCCUCCCCUCUCCCCUCCCCUUACCCCCUCUCCUCUCCCCUCACCCAGUGACCGGUUGGGGUUGGGAUUAGGGGUGUGUAGGAUUGCCCUGGGUCAGUCGUUGGGGCAAAAAGGUACUCAAAGAUCCAAGCUCCCCCUAACAGCUAUAUGCAUGCAUACACUGCACUCAUAUAUAAACUACACUGGCAGCCCCACAGAAAUGCUAGAAAUACUGAGUAUUCAUACAUGCAGAAAUCAAUUGUUUUCACUCUUCUUUUGAUUAUUGUGUUAUGUAUCAUUAAACCUCUUUUUAA
This is a messenger RNA of Megalops cyprinoides (Indo-Pacific tarpon), 1207 nucleotides long. RefSeq names its product multivesicular body subunit 12A-like. Gene Ontology annotation, biological process: regulation of epidermal growth factor receptor signaling pathway; receptor catabolic process; virus maturation. NCBI's taxonomy places the organism in Eukaryota, Metazoa, Chordata, Actinopteri, Elopiformes, Megalopidae. The transcript is spliced from 10 exons. Gene Ontology annotation, cellular component: ESCRT I complex; cytosol. Bases 69 to 965 code for a protein of 298 amino acids. The record is from RefSeq and is a predicted model, not a curated record.